UUUCAGGGUCAGUGAUGGGGAUAUAUUCUUGGUUAUUAACUGCGUUCGGCUUUUAAGAUGAGUUUGAUCUUUUGGCCAAUUUCACUCUAACUUUUAGUUUGAAUAAUAGAUUUUCAAGGUAAAAAAUUAUGAAAGAGAGCAUAACAGUGAGGAAAAUUUCAGAAUAUUGAGGAAAACCCCUCAAGUACUCAUCACCCUAACUGGUGUCCUGUGCUUCUUUCCAGGCUUUUCCUGUAGAAAAGGUGUUUGUAGAUGGUCAUCCUGGUAUAGAGGUUUUUUUUAUUUCCUCAUCACUUAAUAUUUCAUCACAAAUACUUUUCCAAGAUGCUGUACGGUCUCCAAAGCCAUUUUUCCCAGCUGCAUGCUAGUCUCACGAAGGUCCUGUGACACAGGAUUACAGUCUGAAAGGUGAACUGGUCAGAAUACAAUCUCCAGCUGUGGGACCGGGCUCAGGCAGGGAGCUGAGUUAGACUCUGAAGUGCUGGGACCCCAGGGGUAGUGGGAGCCCCGCUCUCAUGUGAGAUCUGGCCUGUGAUUGAAUGCUCCAAGUGACAGGGCAUUCCUUGUCCUUCUGAGAUUAAUCAUCCAUUCUGUUAAGUCCAAGUGACUUUCUAGUAUUCAGAAUUUUUGGUGAGUGUUUCUAGUGGACAUUCUUAUGACGCAUAUUUACCUGGUACACAUGGGCCCAGAAACUCUCGGGCAGCCUGGCCCAGCUGCUUUCUGAUCUUCUGUACUAGGCACCCAAUUCCUACACCUCAAUUCUGCUGCUGCAGAAAGGAUGAAUGAUGCCUACUUCUUUGGAGAAAUUGUGUGAGAAUUAACAUAUCAAAAGAUGUAGCUGCCUUGAUUCUCAUUCUGAUGUCUCUAAGGCAGUUUUUAAAAUUACCCAGUCACUUCUUAACUGUUACUUAUUAGCUAUAACUUAUUAUUUUUUUAGUUACUUAUUAUAUCUCUGUAAGGGGUCUGUAGUACAGGAGAAGACCUAGUGCCUCUGGCAGGUUCCAUAUCUGUAUCUUCAUGGUGCGUUUCUCCUGUAUGUUUUCUGGAGCCAGCUGCGUUAGAGGCUGUUCCUAUGGACAGCUGUCUCACAGUCUAAGCCCUGGCUCUGGUGGGCCAAGACCCUGUCUCUUGGAUUCAUUUCUGAAUUCCCAGAACAGAGCCAUUCAUCUAACAAACAUUUCCCAAGUACCUUCCGCGUGCCAGACAGCGUUCUAGGUUUGGGGGUACAGUGGUGAACAGGACAAAGCUGACCUAACUCGCUGUCCUCAGGGAGCAGACACUGUGGUGGGGCUCACAGUCUCGGCACUGAGCGCCCUGGUGUGCGGCCGGGGCAGCCGGAGCAGGAGUGCAGGGGGAGGGGGCAGAGGUGUCAGGCUGCGCUUGUAGAUCCGAGUAAGGCCUGACUUUUUACUCCAUGUGAAAUGAGCCCCCUCGGAGGGCUUGGGGCAGAGGACUGACACAAUUAGAAGGCUCGUUCUGGCUGCUGUGUGAACAGACUGAAAGCUGGCGGAGGAAGAUGGGAGACCAUCGAGGAGGUGACUGCAAUAAUUGAGGCAAAAGAUGGUGGCCUCCGCCAGGGCAGGCGUGGUGGUGGUGAUGAGAAGGGACGGAUUUUGGAUAUUUUACUGUGUUUUGAUUUUAGUUUUAAACCUCUCGUGUACAUACAGAAAAUACCAGAGGGGUACAACGAACACCUGCCUUUCCCUCACCCACCUUCCGCAGCUGUCAGUACGCCUCCACUUCCGCUUUCCCUGUCUCUACUAUUACGGUUGUUUGCUGAAGCUUUAGAGAGUAAGUUGCAUCCAUCAUAACCUUUCAGCCCUUAAUGUUUCUCCUAGGAAAAACAACAUCCUUGCAGACAACCAUAGCCCAGCUAUCAAAUUGAAGAAGUUUAACGUUGAGGAAAAAAUAAAUCACAUUUAUUCAGUUCCAGUGUCCUUUGUACCCAUUUUUUCCCCAGUGCAAGAUCCAGUGCAGGCUCACAUGUUGCGUUGAGUUUUCCUAUCUUUCAGGUUUUCAGAAUGUCUUUCAGUUGGGGUUUUCUGAUUCUUACAAUUGGAUUGGAGGGUUACAUUUUUGGCGGGAGUGUGACACAUGGGAUAUUUUGUCUGUCAGGGUACUGGAGAUAGACAUUUGAGGGUAGCUCAAGAAGGGUUUGUUGAGAGAUGGGAUGUGAGGGAGAGGAAACGAGGUUUUGACGUUACCUGUAAGUGACAUACGGGGGAGACUCUGGGAGGGGCAGGGCUUUGGAGGGAGAUUGGGGGGAGAUUAGGGCGGGUGUAUGCACAGCGUCCGCAGCCCGCGUGCUGAUGGGUGCUCACAGGAUGUCUGUAGUUGAAUUUCAUGCCAGUCAACUAGGAAAGUAGCCCGCGUAAGCUGGAAGGCCGACAGUAGCGCCCGGGAGUCCUGGGACUUACCCAGUUGUAGGUUAAACCCUGGCCUGGUCUCCCUGCAUCCCAGCUACUCUCCACUUCUCCCUGUCGUGUGCAGCCUGAGUAGGGAGAAACGUUCCUGCCUACUGCUCUCUCUCCCUGUGCCCUCCUGUGACCCUGCCUCUCAUCCCUUAAUAAUGUUUGCCCUGUGUUUCCCACUCUACAAGGGGAGUAAGUGGAAAAAUCAGGUUCCAGAUAACAGAGACCCGCUAGCUUGGAGGGUUGGGAGCAGAAUACCUCUGUCCUUACAUUCAUAUGGAGGGUUUGCUUCAUAAACAAUUCAAGCCUUCUUUCCCUCUCUCUCUUUAAUCUUUUUUUCUUUUAAAGUUUAAGCUCAUAUCCCAGGCAUAUGAAGUGCUUUCAGAUCCAAAGAAAAGGGACAUCUAUGACCAGGGCGGCGAACAGGCGAUAAAGGAAGGAGGCUCAGGCAGCCCCAGCUUCUCGUCCCCCAUGGACAUCUUUGACAUGUUCUUUGGUGGCGGAGGACGGAUGGCUAGAGAGAGAAGAGGCAAGAAUGUUGUACAUCAGUUGUCUGUAACUCUUGAAGAUUUAUAUAAUGGAGUCACAAAGAAAUUGGCUCUCCAGAAAAAUGUAAUUUGUGAGAAAUGUGAAGGUGUUGGUGGGAAGAAAGGCUCCGUGGAGAAGUGCCCGCUGUGCAAGGGGCGGGGGAUGCAGAUCCACAUCCAGCAGAUCGGGCCAGGCAUGGUGCAGCAGAUCCAGACCGUGUGCAUCGAGUGCAAGGGCCAGGGCGAGCGCAUCAACCCCAAGGACCGCUGCGAAAACUGCAGUGGCGCUAAGGUCAUCCGAGAGAAGAAGAUUAUCGAGGUGCACGUGGAGAAAGGUAUGAAGGAUGGGCAAAAGAUACUAUUUCAUGGAGAAGGAGAUCAGGAGCCUGAGCUGGAGCCUGGUGAUGUCAUAAUUGUGCUUGAUCAGAAGGAUCAUAGUGUCUUUCAGAGACGAGGCCAUGACUUGAUCAUGAAAAUGAAAAUUCAGCUUUCUGAAGCCCUUUGUGGCUUCAAGAAGACGAUAAAAACACUGGAUGAUCGAGUUCUUGUUAUUACAUCCAAAUCAGGUGAGGUGAUAAAGCACGGGGACCUGAAAUGUGUGCGGAAUGAAGGAAUGCCAAUCUACAAGGCGCCCCUGGAGAAGGGGACUCUGAUCAUACAGUUUUUAGUUAUUUUUCCUGAAAAACACUGGCUUUCUCAAGACAAGCUUCCUCAGCUGGAAGCUCUUCUCCCUCCUCGACAGAAAGUCAGGAUUGCAGAUGACAUGGAUCAGGUGGAGCUGAAGGAGUUUAAUCCCAGUGAGCAGAACUGGCGCCAGCACAGGGAGGCCUACGAGGAGGACGAUGACGGGCCCCGGGCCGGCGUGCAGUGCCAGACGGCGUGAUGCGGCCGGCGCGGCGUGGCCCGGCCGGACUAGCACGUGAUGAAUGUAAAGUUGGCACAAUGAAAAUGGCAUCGCUUUAAUGGCCUCGUGUUUGGGGUGUCCUGUGUAUGUGUUCAGCAUUCUCAAUUGCUGAGUGUCUUUUUGGUUUUUCUUUUGGUUGUAACUUAAGUUAUAGCUUAAUUUAUAUUUAAAUGUUUUAAGUGUAAAUCACCUCUAGUCUGCAUAUGGAAUCUGUUUAUUUACAUUUUCAGGAUACUUUUGAGAUGCCAGUAACCGCACUGACACUUUGUGCUUCUAGUGGCUUUGCCAUAACUCAGUUGCACCAAUAAAGCACAGCCCAGGCAAGAGCACUCAGCCCAUCGCGAGCCUCCAGGCCCGAGGUGGGCGACCUGGCCGCCUCCAGCUCUGCAGUCUCUCUUCCCUCCCUCCUCCCUCCCGCGGGAGUUACUGAGGGCAUGAUCUCAGGGCUGCUAAUGUGACCUUUCUGAAUCUAGAUCCUAGAUGACUCUCCUCCAGAAUAAAAGCACAUCUGUGUAUUGGCCUUGGCUGCAGUGCCUGGUUCAUGCUGAGUGGGCUGCAGGGCCAACUUGAUUCCUACUGUUCUGUGAGUGCUUGGAACGGGUUGUGUGUGUCUGAUCAACUCUCUUGGAAGCUUCCCGCACCUUCCAAGCCUUGUGGUGAGGACUAGCCAGUGUUUUAAACAAAACGCCGAUAAAACUGUUUGCCUGUGACCCCCGCACCGUGUUCUUUGUGGUUUUAUUUUGUUGACAGCCUUUGCAGUAUUCUCCCACCAAAGUGCUUACUUGUAAAGAAAACGAGACCAUCCAUGUCCCCAGCAGCCUCAGUGCAGCAGCAGAAGCCAUGGGAGAACACUGGUGGUUUGGCCUCGUGGCACAGCCAGCUUCCCUGUCUGACCCGUGAUCCUGGAUGACUUGAGGGUCUGGAAAGGCAGAGAAGGUCUCAGUGUUUUGCACCUCAUUCUCCCAGACUCAGCUCCCUCCCAAAGGACUGCCCCUCUUCUUGCACAGCCAUAUCACAAAGGGCUUCCUGUCCAAGGGUAACGUUUUAGUGGGAACUGCACUGAUCGAGUGCCACUGUGGGCUGCAGGCUGUAGGGACUGCCACUGUAAAUGACAGCUUGUUUGGAGGGGGUUAGGCAUUAAUUUACUCCUGGCAGGAAGAUUACAAUUUAAAUUUAGGGUUACCUCAACCUUUAGCUAUUACUACUCCUUUCCUCCCCAGACUAGCCAUGAAGAAAAACAGCUCCCUUCUAAGCUGCUGGCCACUUUUCAGAGCCACCCUUACUUGGUUCUACAGUACCUGAGAGCUUGACUUAGACCAGGGACCUCCCUGGGAGGGCCAAAGGCAGAUCAGACCCAUGGCAUGCAGGUCCGGCGGAUGGACCAGGCUCCAGCAUAACACUGCUGGCUAGUGAGAGCGCAUAACGUGCUCAAACUAGGUAUAGAAAGAGCUCUGUCUAUUGGUCAGGAAAGACAUGAAAGCUAUUCUUCCAACUAAGACUAUAUGAAAAUCAAUUUACAAGCGGACCACAACUCCGGGGUGUUGUUUCUGUGCUGUGACUAAUAAAUUGCUAGAAAAUUACUGUCUAGUUGAUGGGACAGAAUUACAUUCAGCUCCUUGUCAUGUAAAUGGGAUUUGGAGGGUGUUGCUUAAAAUUUAUUCCACCUGUACAUUUGUCACUUUAAAAUUAAAAUUGAGCUGG
Vicugna pacos (alpaca) is the source of this 5543-nucleotide messenger RNA. The record is from RefSeq and is a predicted model, not a curated record. NCBI's taxonomy places the organism in Eukaryota, Metazoa, Chordata, Mammalia, Artiodactyla, Camelidae.